UAUCGAUAUUGGCAAAGCAAACAACCAAAUUGGAAAAGCUGCAUAAUCAAAUGACCUCUAUGACUAAAUGCUAUCACAAUAUGAAAAUCCCAAAAACUAAAUUGUUCCAUAAAAGUCAAAUUAGACAUAGAAUCCAUAAUAAUAAUAAGGGCCAGCUAAAAAUAAAAAGGGAGGCAUAGAUCUUUAAGAGUUAGAAAAUCAAUUAACCAUUCCAUCCAACUUAAAGUCUAUGAGCGUUCUUAAGUUUGACAUUGGGUACAUUAAUUAGAACAUUUUACCAAACUUUAAAAAAAAUCCCGAAUUGACUAAUUUCUAUAAAAAUCUUGUAAUUUAUAGUAAUAUAUAGGUAUCUGAAUUGCAAAAGCAACUGACUUCGAUUAUUUAAUAAAUUAAAGAUGAGCAAAUUUCAGAAAAUCAAUAUAUCAAAAUGGUGAAUGAUACAUUUUAAUAGGAGUAAAUUAAGUUUAAGACUGCUGCAUCAGCAAUGAAGAAUAGAAUAGGUCUCAGAUGCAAAACAUUGAACUAAGAAUUAGAGAAUUUGAAGGUCCAUAAAUUUGAGAAAAUUUGUUAAGAAUUUGGUUGCGGUCCUGACUUGACAUAGAAAUUUUUGUUUUAAGAAUUUUAAGAAAAGCCUUAUAAAGAAAAAGCUAAGGAACUACUUAUUAGACAUAAGGAAUAUUUAAAUUUAACAUAAUAUUUAAGUAUUCAUAUGAAAGAUGAAAAAAGAGACUUGAUAGAAUUCUUGAUCGGAAAAUUAGAAAAAAGCAAAGCAAUUUAAAAUGAUUUGAAAGAAGGUAAAAAUGUUGAUUAUUCAAAAUUCUUCAUUUCUGAAUUUAAAGAUAUCACUGAAGAUUAAUUUCUUGGGAUUCCUAAGGUAGAAUAUUAGGCAAAAAUUUAAAAUAUGUUGGAUUAAGUGAAUUAAGCAUUAAAAGAAGAAUAACUUUAUUAUAAAGUUGCUUCACUUGCUAAACCUAUGAUAUAAGUCAUUCCUGGUACAAAAUAAAUGCAGAAAGUUAGUCCAGCUGAUAUAUGCAAGCAAUACUUUGCCAGAUAUGAAGAAUUAUAGAAAUACUUGUCAGGUUAAAAGAAUGCAAGUUGGACUCCAUUGCCAAUUUUUAAAAUGGAAUUAGAAAAUAGAGAAAUAUCAACAGUAAACAAAGAUGUUCCAAAUGGUACUUUAAGAAUUCAAUUUAAAAAUUUUGUUCAUGGAGAUAAAAUGCUAUUAUAAUAUGAAAUUACAAUAGGAAAGUAUUCUAUUAUUCAAUACAUAUUAGUUAACCUUAUUAAGGUAAAACUGAGUAAGCAGACAGUACUGGAAGAUUAGGUUACGUUUAAGAUAUCAAUCUAAAGGAUUUUAAAAAUGGCACAAAAGAGAUUCAUUUAAGCGUUAUCGAAAUUAAACUAUUUAAAAAAGGAUGGAUAUCAAAUGACUUAAAAGGAUAAGGGAAAAUUUAAUUAAGUGAUUUGCUUGAUAUGUCUACAAUAGAAGGAGAUCUACUUCUAAAUGAGAAGACAGUAUUACAAUAUUGUAUAAUGUUGAGAGAAUCAUUAAAUAAAAAAAAAAGUGUGGCGACAGCAUAAAUACUUAAAACCUACCCGCAAUUUGAUAAAAAAAAUGGGUUGGAUUAAUACUUAGAAUAAAAAUUAAAAGAAAUACCAAAUGAACCAGUUCCUUAGCAAUAACAAAAGUAAGAAAUUUAAUAACCAUAAUAAUAAUAAAAGUAAUAAUAACAGCAAUAAUAAUAAGAACAAUAAGCUGAAGAAGAUGAAGGCUGUUAAGGUCCAUAAUUAUAACCAGAUUAAUUAAUUGUAUUUAGUAUGAAUUUAAUUAGCUUCUAAAUCAUUAAGAGGAUGAUGAAGAAUAUUAAAAUGUUAAAAAGCUUGGAGAAAAGAUGCCAUAGUUACAAGAAGAAUUGUUGAACCCAGAAAAUCCAUUAAAAGGAAGUGUUUUUUAUUUUUUAGUCUAAUAUUCACCAUUUUUACAAAAUAAGUCAGUUGAAUUAAAAUAAGACCCCUCAUAGCGAUAAUAACAAAGAUUUGUGUAAAAAUUAUGGGAGGAUUGUUAUAGAUAAUAAAACAAAUUAAAAAAUAAAUUAAUGAAUGAUAUGGAGGGCUAUUUUAGCGAUUUGCAAAAGAUUAUAAAAAAGGAUCAGCUAAUGAUAAAACUAUACAAGCAGGCUUAAGCACCUAGUUGGUCUAAGUUUAUAGAAGGAAGAUUAGAAAUAGCAUUACAAGAAGAGAAAGCAAUUUAGGAAUAAUUAUCAGCAGAAUGA
Messenger RNA from Paramecium octaurelia, 2273 nucleotides. The record is from the annotation of a GenBank genome assembly. NCBI's taxonomy places the organism in Eukaryota, Ciliophora, Oligohymenophorea, Peniculida, Parameciidae.